AUGGUGCUGAAGCUGCUUGUACGUUGUCCCGAAGGGCAGCAGUUCCUCACAAUCACGGAGCGUCCAGCGGACAUGACCGUGGAAGCAUUGGCCAAGCAGAUCUCACGAGAGUCCAAGGUCGUCGGGGUCUCGCUCGUGUCCGCGCCAGGCCUUCAGAAGAAGUUCCUCAACGACGUAGGGGAAGCGUCUUACUUUGUGCUUCCGGGCUACGCCAAGGUGCAGCAUGUGUUGAGCGAGCUGGAUCUGGUGCAUGUGCAUGCCGAACACGUGUACACGACCGCGGACGCACGCAAGCAGGCAGCUGUGCCUGUAACUCCUGGCGACAACAACCAACCCAAGCGAAAGCAGCCGCAUCCGUCACACGAUGAUGCCACCGUGGAAACGAAGAAGGCCAAGGCGGCGGCUCCCGACAAGACGGCCACCAUAAACAAGCCGUUGGAAGCUGUUUCGAAGAAGCAAGCGGCAACCACGACCAACCCCGCCACGACCAACCCCGCCAACAAGGCGGUCGCUCCUACCACGACCACGACGUCCACUACGGAGCAGCCAUCGACCAAGAGCAAGAAGAAGAAGAAGAACAAAUCUUCCGCUGCUUCCGCCGCUGCAUUGGCUCCAACGACUGACGUCGAAAAGGUUAUUGAACCUGCAGCCAAAGCUGGCCUAGCUAAGAAGCCCACAGCCGACGUUGUCGCUGACUCGGUGCCUCAAGAGCCGGUCGCGAAGAAGGCGAACGCGGCAGGGAAGGACGCCAAGACCAAGGCUACCGGGGCGGAUGGCGCUGCCGACCAACCCGCCGCCGCCACUGCCACUGCUGCUGGCAGUAAGCUUACAAAGAAACAAGCAGCCGCCAAAGCUGCUGCGGACAAGGUCGUUCCCGUGGAUGUGCCUGCUGUGGAUGUGCCUGCUGUGGACACCACCACCACCCCUGCAACAGUAGUUGCUAAAACGACACCCAAGGCGAAGAAAGUGUCGCCAGCGAAAAAAAAGGCGGACAAAGCAGCUACCGGUCAGGCGGCUGUUGAACCACCUACGACGGCUGCACCUACGAAGGCUACACCUACGAAGGCUGCACCUACGAAGGCUGCACCUACGACGCCUAGCGCUGCGAAUGGGGCCAAAGUUGCCCCGGAAGCCAAGAAGUCCAAAGCCAAGGCCGCGCCAACAGCUGACACUAUCGUGGACGUCAUUGCUACUUCCAACCAAGAAGAACCAGUAACAACCACGAGUCCAUCGUCAUCAUCUGGACAAGACAUCGAUUCUCCGCUUGUCGUGCCCAACCAAACCCCGCCAGCGAAGAAGAACCAGGCGGCCAACUUCGAACAUGAAUCCGCUGAACACUCCACGACGACAGUGGCGGCGGCUAAGAAGGGCACGAAAGCACGAGCUGAUGCUGCCAAGGCAAAGAAGGAGGUCCCAGCUACAUCUGACGAGGCGGCGUCAGCUCUCCCCAAAAAGCGAGGCCGACCUGCCUUUACCCCCGAGCAAAAGGAAGAAGCUGCCCGCGCACGCUUAGCCAAGUCUGUGGCCAGCAAGGCGACUGUCGUGUUGGACGGCGAUGACGACUCGGAUGAUGACGAUAUUCCCCUUGUCAAGAAGGCGAAAGCGACCAAGAAAGCCACGGGGUCUAAUACCUCGGACAAGAGCCCCAAGACCCCAACCAAAAAGGACACGGAGAAAUCGCGCAAGCCGCCGGUGGCGCGCAAGGUGGUGGCGUCGACGCCGCCGCCGCCCCCGUUUGCCAAAGCCGCCCCGACGACGGAAUCGGCCCUCGCGCGACUGGCGGCUCAAAUGCCGGCCGACUCGGAUGAUGAUUCGGAUCAGGAAGCGCUGGUGAAGCCAGUAGCAGCAGCAGCUGGGACGAAGAAGAACAAGAAGAACGUGGACGAGGACAAGGUUGCGCUCAAGAAGAGGCCAAAAUCCAAAGAAACCAAGGCGAAUAGCAGUGGAAAGAACCUCACCAAGGCGACAGUGUUCGACUCGAUCGCUCAAGCCAACAAGCGGCUGAGUAUGACUGGAGACUUGGAACUGUCCAAUGCGCCCAAUCCGUUUCAAAAGACCAAAAAGCAACCGGUUAGCAGCGUCAUUUCGCUCUAGAUUUGUAUGUGUUGUUGUGGGACAUUCAGUAGUUUUGCAUGUAAAAUCAACACGAUCAUGAUACCUACUGA
This is a messenger RNA of Aphanomyces astaci, 2165 nucleotides long. RefSeq lists its product as hypothetical. Lineage: Eukaryota; Oomycota; Saprolegniomycetes; Saprolegniales; Verrucalvaceae. The transcript has a single exon. The coding region runs from base 1 to 2094 and encodes 697 amino acids. The record is from RefSeq and is a predicted model, not a curated record.